Messenger RNA from Striga asiatica, 1732 nucleotides. The record is from the annotation of a GenBank genome assembly. NCBI's taxonomy places the organism in Eukaryota, Viridiplantae, Streptophyta, Magnoliopsida, Lamiales, Orobanchaceae.
UUUCUAUUAAAUUCAAUUAAAAAAACAUUUUCUGGAGGAAGAAGGGCAAAGAAAAUAGAAGAAAUGGGAAAUUCAAUUGGGUGCUCAGCUUCAGGUGAAAGAUUGGUGUCAGCGGCAAGAGAUGGAGAUUUUACGGAGGCUAAAAUGCUUUUGGAUUGCAAUCCAUGCCUUGCUAAAUAUUCUACUUUUGGCGGCUUAAAUUCUCCUCUACAAUUUGCCGCCUCUAAAGGCCACAACGAGAUUGUGACCUUGUUGUUGGAAAAUGGAGCCGAUGUGAAUUCAAGAAAUUAUUCUGGUCAGACAGCAUUGAUGCAAGCGUGUCGAUAUGGGCACUGGGAAGUUGUUCAAACUCUUCUUCUCCACAGGUGCAAUGUCAGUCGAGCAGACUAUCUUAAUGGAAGGACAGCUCUUCAUUUUGCUUCGGUUAACGGACACAUCCGCUGUAUUCGAUUAGUGAUUGCCGAUUUUGUUCCAAGUGCUCCAUUUGAAUCACUGAGUGCUCAAACAAUUAGUGGCAGAAGUGAUUGUCCAAAUAAGAAUAAAACAAAUGCCCUCUACAAGUUUGUAAACAAAGUUGCGGAUGGUGGAAUUACGGCUCUUCAUAUGGCAGCAUUGAAUGGCCAUUUCGAUUGUGUUCAGCUUCUGCUUGAUCUUCAUGCAAAUGUCUCGGUCACCACUUUCAAUUAUGGAACGUCGAUGGAUUUUAUUGGAUCUGGGAGUACUCCUUUACAUUAUGCAGCGUGUGGUGGGAACUUGAAGUGCUGCCAGAUCCUUCUUGCAAGAGGUGCCAGUCGUUUAUCUCUAAACUGCAAUGGAUGGCUUCCUGUAGAUAUCGCGAGAAUGUGGGGCCGUCGUUGGUUAGAGCCUUUGUUGGCGCCUAAUUCUGUAUUGCCAACCCCAAUAUUUCCACCUUCGAAUUAUUUAUCAUUGCCACUUCUAAGUGUGCUUAAUAUAGCUAGAGAAUCGGGGUUGAAGUUAUCAGCUUAUCCUUCAGAAGAUGCCGAUAUCUGUGCAGUUUGCCUAGAGAGAGCUUGUAGUGUGGCAGCUGAAGGUUGUGGACAUGAACUAUGCGUUAGAUGUGCUCUCUACCUUUGCUGUAGCGUCAAUAACGUCAAUUCAGAAGCACUAACGCCAGCUGGCUCAAUCCCCUGUCCUCUCUGUAGACAUGCCAUUGUUUAUUUUACAAAAUCCCCAAUAAAUGGCACCAAAUCGCAGAUUAGUCCCAACUCGGUUUCUUCAGAAGUCUUUUGUCCGGUCUCUUGCAGUCCUUUUAUUCAUGAAUGUGAUGAAGCUCAUUGUCUGGAACGUGAAAAUAUGGACGAAAUGAGAAUGGGGAAAACCACGUGUUCGAAUGUGUUUUGGAAAAGACAAAAAGAUACCAGUAAGUUUUUAGUCUAAAUGUGAGAAGGGAAAGAAAAAAGAAGUGAAUCAGAAGGAAAGGAAUGGAGAUUUUUGUCACUCUCAUUUGAGGGGCAUUUAUAAUGUCAGAAAGAUGAGUGGAGUUAUUCUUUAGUUAAGAUGAGUGAGCCUGAAGGGGUGGCCUUCAAAGGUUCCCUGAACUUUUCAUUUGAGGGGCAUUUAUAAUGACAAACACAGUUAGUUAUGGCUGUGGUGAUCUCCAUUAAUAAAAUAUAUUCUGAUAUGUGUAUUUCUGGCUUGUGGAAUCUAGAUUCCUGGACCUUUUUAUUUAAUUUCAUUUCUCGAGUUAAAUUACAAGUGUGCAUAAUAGGAA